GUCCUCUGUUGAAGCGGGUCGUCGGCGGCGAGCUGGUGGACCCAUCGCUGUCUGCGGGACAAAUUGAUCAGGUUCUCAUCGGUGAGCAUUGAGGCCGGUCAUCAGGGGUGAACGCGACCAACAAUUUCCCAUCGGGCAUCAGCAGAAGGCGGCGCUGUCCAGCACCGGGAUCAGAGUGUAGACAAGACGAGGACAAUCAACAACCGUCAGUCGGAAUCAGAAUGGCUACAGGUGGGAAAUUAAAUCGGGUACAGAAAGUACUCAAGAGGCUUUUACCAGGCAGCUCAUCGAGGGAAGAUGAUCGGGAUACGGGGAGCAAGGUUCCAAAGCAGGGUCAGAUUGAGAGCAAUGUCCCAAUGGAAUGCGGUCCGGCUGCAGAGGAGGAGAAGCAAAUUCAGCCCAGAGACAGUGACGUCAGAGACACUGAGCAGGACCCCAGAACCGGCACAAGUGAGGCGACUGCCUGUCAGCCCAGAGACAGUGACGUCAGAGACACUGAGCAGGACCCUGGAACCGGCACAAGUGAGGCAACUGCCUGUCAGCCCAGAGACAGUGACGUCAGAGACACUGAGCAGGACCCUGGAACCGGCACAAGUGAGGCGACUGCCUGUCAGCCCAGAGACAGUGACGUCAGAGACACUGAGCAGGACCCUGGAACCGGCACAAGUGAGGCGACUGCCUGUCAGCCCAGAGACAGUGACGUCAGAGACACUGAGCAGGUCCCUGGAACCGGCACAAGUGAGGCGACUGCCUGUCAGCCCAGAGACAGUGACGUCAGAGACACUGAGCAGGACCCUGGAACCGGCACAAGUGAGGCGACUGCCUGUCAGCCCAGAGACAGUGACGUCAGAGACACUGAGCAGGACCCUGGAACCAGCACAAGUGUGGCGACUGCCUGUCAGCUCGGAAACUCAUUAAACACGGAAUUGUCGAGUGCCCAACAGGGAGUGGAGUUUACAAUCUCUGACCUCCUGGCAGAGGGGGGCGAGUAUCGACUGUACCAACUGACCAAGUUCUACAGGGACAGACUCAAACAUGCAAUUGAAGAGAAAGUUGAACGACUCGGUUGGAUAUUGACAAAGGAUGGACAUUUCAGUCGAGAAGAAAAUGAGAAAGUCACUGAACUGACAGAGAAGGGGAACCGGACAGAGAGUUCCAGACUCUUCCUCAGUUUGGUGAUGGACAAAGGCUCCCGGGCCCGGAGGGCGAUGUGGGAAUCCUUUGUGAUGUGGAGGACUGAGUUACCGAAGUUGGACAGGAUACUGAGGGAGAUACAGGAGCUUGGUCCUGACCCAGAGGAAUACAUGAACAUCGCACAAGGGUUGUCUGAGUUACCCACUGAACUGACAGAUGUUCAACAGAAACACAAGGAGACUCUGCGGGCACAAACUGAAACACUGAGAGUGAACACGAUCCUGAUGAGGGAGAAGGUGAAGGUUUUCCAGCUGAUUGAUCGAUACACAAAGCUCACGGUCAUUUCUACUCUUCGAGAUCGGAGACUGGUGGAACACGAGCUGCUGGCAAGAGGCAGAGACCACGAGGAUUAUAGAGAGAAACAUCUCCGUGGAGCGUUAGAAAAAAUAGAGACUGCUCAGUUAUUCCACAGCAGUUUUUCCCGGAGAAAAUCCAAAUCUGGCAGUUCUGCAGCAGUAGCCGGAGUGCCAGGAAUCGGGAAAACAACAAUGGUACAGAAGAUUGUUUAUGACUGGGCCGCGGGGAAUAUAUUCCAACAAUUCCAGUUUGUCUUCAGUUUCAAAUUCCGGGAUUUAAACUCAAUUAACUGCAGAAUAAACCUGAAGGAACUGAUUCUGGAUCAGUAUCCUUACUUUGGGAAUAUCCUGAGAGAGGUCUGGAAGAACCCAGAGGAUUUGCUGUUUAUAUUCGAUGGUUUGGAUGAAUUCAAGCACACAAUUGAUUUUGCGGACAGUCGGAGAUACACAGAACCCAAGCACCAGUGCCCAGAUCCCGAGUGGUGGUGUGAAGUGUCGGACAUUGUGUACAGUUUAAUCCAGGGCAAGCUGCUCCCAGGGUGUUCAGUGCUGGUGACCACCCGCCCCACUGCGUUACAUUUAUUGGAAAAGGCGGAGAUCAGUGUCCGGGCUGAAAUCCUGGGAUUUGUUGGUGAGGAACGGAAGGAAUAUUUCAUCAGGUAUUUUGAAGAUCAGAUGGUGGCAGCAGCUCUUUUCAAACACGUGCAGGAGAAUGAGAUCCUGUACACCAUGAGCUACAACCCCUCCUACUGCUGGAUCCUCGCUCUGGCACUGGGCCCCUUCUUCACAGAAAGUGUCAGGGACCCGCAGAGAGUUCCCAAGACCAUCACCCAACUGUACUCCUACUAUAUUUACAAUAUCCUAAAAAAUCACGGCCGUGAGAUUGAGAGACCCCGUGAUGUGUUUCUCAGGGUGGGUCAGAUGGCCUACAGAGGAGUGUCCGAGAAGAAGAUUGUGUUUGCAGACGGAGAUUUGAUCAAGUUCAAUCUGCAGCCUUCCCAGUUCCUGUCCGGGUUCCUGAUGGAGCUUUUGGAGAGAGAGGAUUCUGCCCACAGCGUGGUGUACACAUUCCCACACCUCACCAUCCAAGAGUUUGUAGCUGCAGUCGCACAAUUCCUGACUGUACAUCCCGAGGAUAUCCUGAAAUUCCUCAAUGAAGCCCACAAGACACAAGAUGGGCGAUUUGAGGUAUUUCUCCGAUUUGUUGCUGGUCUCUCCAACCCAAUGACAGCUCGGGGCCUGGAGGAGUUUCUGGGUCCAUUUCCUCAUCAAACAACCUGCCGGGUGAUUGACUGGUUGAAGAACAAGGUUAAACGCCAGAGUAGAAACAAGGGUGACACUGGGAGAAGGAGACUCCUGAACACAUUGCACUACCUGUUUGAGUCUCAGAAUCGUGGACUGGCUCAGGCCGCACUGGGAUCUCUGAAAACACUUUCAUUCAGUGGAAUGACACUGACCCCGGUUGACUGUGCGGUUCUGUCUCAUGCCAUCGGACUCUGUGAUGCUAUAAAACACCUCGACCUGGAGAACUGCCACAUUCAGUGUGAAGGAAUCCAGCGGCUGGGACCCGGGCUGAACAAGUGCCAGGAGUUGAGGUAACUUGGUUUAUCUCUCACUCAGAACUCUAAAACUGUUCCAUUGUGCUGUUUCCAAGUAAACGGAUUUGGGUAAAACUGCAGUAAAUCAGAUUGAGAUGUAUUGUGACAAAUGCCACCCCCUUCAUCCUGUGCGAUCACUCUUCCCCAUCCCGAUUAUUCCUGUUGGAUUUCUCUUAGCCAUUACCCUUCCUCUAGUCAGAUUUCUCUUCCACACACCCGUUCCUGCUGUGGGAUCUCUCUUCCCUAUCCACUUCCUCCUGUGGGAUCUCUCUUCCCAACCCCUUCCUCCUGAGGGAUCUCUUUUCGCGAUCUCCUUCCUCCUGUGGGAUAUCUCUUCCCCUUUCUCCUUCUGCCUGUGGCAUCCCUCAUCCCCAUCUCUUCCGUCCUGUGGAAUCUCUCUUUCCCAUCCCCCUACCUCCUGUUGGAACUCUCUUCCUGAAUCUGCUUCCUACUGUGGGAUCCCUCUUCCCCAUCCCACUUCCUCCUGUCGGAUCACUUUCCACAUCACCCGUCCUCCUAUAGGAUCUCUCUUUCCCAUCCCCCUUCCUCCUGUGUGAUAUCCCUUCCCGAUCGCUUUCCUCCUGUGGUAUCUCUCUUCCCCAUUCCCUUCCUCCUGUCGGAUCACUUUCCUCAUCCCCCUUACUGUGGGAUCUCUCUUCCCCAUUCCCAUUCUCCUGUGCGAUCUCUCAUCCCCGUCACUCUUCUUAAUGAGGGAUCUCUCUUCCCCAUCCCCUUUCUCCUCUUGGAUCUCGAUAACCCAUCCCCUCCCUCCUGUGGGAUCUCUCUUCCCCAUCCCCCUUCCUCGUGUGGGAUCUCCUUUACCCAUUCCCCUUCCUCCUGUGGGAUCUCUCUUCCCAAUCCCCUUCCUCCUGUCGGAUCACUUCCCCAUUCCCAUUCUCCUGUAGGAUCUCUCAUCCCCAUCACUCUUCUUCAUGAGGAAUCUCUCUUCCCCAUUCCCUUUCUCCUCUUGGAUCUCGAUAACCCUUCCCCUUCCUCCUGUGGGAUCUAUCUUCCCCAUCCCCCUUCCUCCUGUGGGAUCUCCUUUACCCAUCCCCCUUACUCCUGUGGGAUCUCUCUUCCCAAUCCCCUGUCCUCCUGUGCGAUCUCUCUUCCCAUUCCGCUUACUCCUGUGGGAUCACUAUUCCCCAUCCCCUUCCUCGUGUAGGAUAUCUCUUCCCAUCCCCCUUCCUCCUGUGGGAUCUCACUUCCCCAUUCCCAUCCUCCUGUGGGAUCCCUCAUCCCCAUCACUUCUUCAUGAGGGAUCUCUCUUCCCCAUCCACUUUCUCUCUUGGAUCUCGAUAACCCAACCCCUUCCUCCUGUGGGACCUCUCUUCCCCAUCCCUCUUCCUUGUGUGGGAUCUCCUAUACGCAUCCCCCUUCCUCCUGUGGGAUCUCUCUUCACCAACCCCCUUCCUCCUGUGGGAUCUCUCUUUUCAAUCCCCAUCCUCCUAUGGGAUAUCUCUUCCCGAUCCCUUUCCUCCUGUGGAAUCUCUCUUCCCCAUCCCCUUCCCCCUAUCGGAUCACUUUCCCCAUCACCCUUCCUCCUAUAGGAUCUCUCUUCCCCAU
Messenger RNA from Hypanus sabinus (Atlantic stingray), 4654 nucleotides. RefSeq names its product NACHT, LRR and PYD domains-containing protein 3-like. The record is from RefSeq and is a predicted model, not a curated record. Bases 222 to 3089 code for a protein of 955 amino acids. NCBI's taxonomy places the organism in Eukaryota, Metazoa, Chordata, Chondrichthyes, Myliobatiformes, Dasyatidae. Gene Ontology annotation, cellular component: cytoplasm. The transcript has 7 exons.